AUGGCGGGCCCGGGCUUGGGCGCGGCGCUAGAGUCCCCGCGGCAGCUGCUGGGCCGCGUGCGCUUCCUGGCGGAGGCAGCCAAGAGCCUCCGCGCCGGGCGGCCGCUGCCGGCGGCGCUCGCUUUCGUGCCGCGCGAGGUGCUCUACAAGCUUUACAAGGACCCGGCGGGGCCGUCGCGCGUGCUGUUGCCGCUGUGGGAGGCGGAGGGUCUGGGGCUGCGCGUGGGAGCCACGGGCCCGGCCACCGGUACCGGCUCCGGGCCCCUCCGCGCCGCCCGCGACAGCAUCGAGCUCCGGCGCGGCGCCUGCGUGCGCACCACCGGCGAGGAGUUGUGCAACGGCCACGGGCUCUGGGUGAAGCUGACCAAGGAGCAGCUGGCCGAACACCUGGGCGACUGCGGGCUGGACGAAGGCUGGCUGCUGGUGUGCCGCCCGGCAGAAGGCGGGGCCCGCCUCGUACCCAUCGACACGCCAGACCACCUCCAGCGGCAGCAGCAGCUCUUCGGAGUGGACUACCGCCCGGUGCUCAGAUGGGAACAGGUGGUGGACCUGACAUACUCGUAUCGCUUGGGAUCAAGACCUCAGCCGGCCGAGGCAUACACAGAAGCUGUACAAAGGCUACUCUAUGUACCCCCGACGUGGACCUACGAGUGCGACGAGGACCUGAUCCACUUCUUGUACGACCACCUGGGCAAGGAGGAUGAGAACCUGGGGAGUGUGAAGCAGUAUGUGGAGAGCAUAGACGUUUCCUCUUACACGGAGGAGUUCAAUGUGUCCUGCCUGACAGACAGCAAUGCGGACACCUACUGGGAGAGUGAUGGGUCCCAGUGCCAGCACUGGGUACGGCUUACCAUGAAAAAGGGCACCAUUGUCAAGAAGCUGCUACUCACAGUGGAUACCACAGAUGACAACUUUAUGCCUAAGCGGGUGGUGGUCUAUGGGGGCGAAGGGGACAACCUGAAGAAGCUGAGUGAUGUGAGCAUUGACGAGACCCUGAUCGGGGACGUCUGUGUCCUGGAGGACAUGACCGUCCACCUCCCAAUCAUCGAGAUCCGCAUCGUCGAGUGCCGAGAUGAUGGGAUUGAUGUGCGUCUUCGAGGGGUCAAGAUCAAGUCAUCUAAACAGCGGGAACUAGGACUGAAUGCAGACCUGUUCCAGCCCAGCAGUCUGGUGCGAUAUCCACGCCUGGAAGGCACUGACCCGGAAGUACUUUACCGCAGAGCUGUUCUCCUGCAGAGAUUCAUAAAGAUCCUAGACAGCGUCCUGCACCACCUGGUACCUGCCUGGGACCACACACUGGGCACCUUCAGUGAGAUAAAGCAAGUGAAGCAGUUCCUGCUGCUGUCACGCCAGCGGCCAGGCCUGGUGGCACAGUGCCUGCGUGACUCAGAGAGCAGCAAGCCCAGCUUCAUGCCACGCCUGUACAUCAACCGGCGCCUCGCCAUGGAACACCGCGCCUGCCCCUUAAGGGACCCUGCCUGCAAGAACGCCAUCUUCACCCAGGUUUACGAAGGUCUCAAGCCCUCUGACAAGUAUGAAAAGCCCCUGGACUACAGGUGGCCCAUGCGCUAUGACCAGUGGUGGGAGUGUAAAUUCAUUGCAGAAGGCAUCAUUGACCAAGGGGGUGGUUUCCGGGAUAGCCUGGCAGACAUGUCAGAAGAACUGUGCCCUAGCUCGGCGGACACCCCUGUGCCUCUGCCCUUCUUUGUACGAACAGCCAACCAGGGCAAUGGCACAGGUGAGGCCCGGGAUAUGUAUGUGCCCAACCCUUCCUGCCGAGAUUUUGCCAAGUAUGAGUGGAUCGGGCAGCUGAUGGGAGCUGCCCUUCGGGGUAAGGAGUUCCUGGUCCUGGCUCUGCCUGGUUUUGUGUGGAAGCAGCUGUCUGGUGAGGAGGUGAGCUGGAGCAAGGACUUCCCAGCUGUGGACUCUGUGCUGGUGAAGCUCCUGGAAGUGAUGGAAGGAAUGGACAAGGAGACAUUUGAGUUCAAGUUUGGGAAGGAGCUAACAUUCACCACAGUGCUGAGUGACCAGCAGGUGGUGGAGCUGAUCCCCGGGGGUGCAGGCAUUGUGGUGGGAUAUGAGGACCGUUCCCGUUUCAUCCAACUGGUGCAGAAGGCACGGCUAGAAGAGAGCAAGGAGCAGGUGGCAGCCAUGCAGGCAGGUCUGCUGAAGGUGGUGCCACAGGCUGUGCUGGACUUGUUGACAUGGCAAGAGUUGGAGAAGAAGGUGUGCGGGGACCCAGAAGUCACUGUGGAUGCUCUGCGCAAGCUCACCCGGUUUGAGGACUUUGAGCCAUCUGACACACGGGUGCAGUAUUUCUGGGAGGCACUGAACAACUUCACCAACGAGGACCGGAGCCGUUUCCUGCGUUUUGUCACGGGCCGCAGCCGUCUGCCAGCGCGGAUCUACAUCUACCCAGACAAGCUGGGCUAUGAGACCACAGAUGCGCUGCCUGAGUCUUCCACCUGCUCCAGCACCCUCUUCCUACCGCACUAUGCCAGCGCCAAGGUGUGUGAGGAGAAGCUCCGCUACGCUGCGUACAACUGUGUGGCCAUCGACACCGACAUGAGCCCUUGGGAGGAGUGAGUCGGCGCCAGGGGGCAGCCGCGGGCCGGCAGAACUGCGCUUGCGCGGGUCCCACCGGGCCGCCUCUCCCAGGGCGCCCAGGGUGGAGACUCCUUUCCUGGACCAGCUGGGGUCUGAGCAGACAGAGCCAGUGUGCUCCGCCCCUGGGUGCAGUUGGAGUGGGAGCAGUGGGCUGACACUGGUGGCACAGCCCCGCAGACCCUCAAGCUCGGGUUUGCUUCCAGAGUGAUUUCACCUCUGUGAGAAGAAUCCUCCACAAGCCCAGCACAAGUUGCCAGGCCUGAGCUACUUGAAGGGGGCCUUCUAGCUCCCCACCCCAUGGACUUUGCUCCAGUUUUUGGCUCCUUUUUUUUUCUCCUUGUUUUUCUCUGGUUUCAGCCUGGACUCAAAACUUAAACUUAGGUGAAGGAGAGGAGAUUGGAAUGGAGGCUCCUCCCCAAACAAGGCCCCAGGGAUGGAUAGGGAAUGAUGGCCAUCCUUCUUUGUCACCUGAACCAAGAAUGAAGAAACAGCUGAACACCCUC
This is a messenger RNA of Hippopotamus amphibius kiboko, 3110 nucleotides long. It is a transcript of the gene HECTD3, whose product is annotated as HECT domain E3 ubiquitin protein ligase 3. The record is from RefSeq and is a predicted model, not a curated record. Lineage: Eukaryota; Metazoa; Chordata; Mammalia; Artiodactyla; Hippopotamidae. The coding region runs from base 1 to 2586 and encodes 861 amino acids. Gene Ontology annotation, molecular function: ubiquitin-protein transferase activity. The transcript is spliced from 21 exons.